Messenger RNA from Pogona vitticeps (central bearded dragon), 3192 nucleotides. The record is from RefSeq and is a predicted model, not a curated record. Lineage: Eukaryota; Metazoa; Chordata; Lepidosauria; Squamata; Agamidae.
AAGAAUGUAUCUCUAUCUUACUGGAAUUCCUAUUGGAUGCUGCCCUCUGAUGUUUGUGGGAAGAACUGCUUUUGGGAAGCUGCUCUUAGGUACAAUUUUGUGAAAACUGAGCCUUCUGAGAAGAUGCACUUGGCAGUGGUAGCCUGUGGUGAAAGGCUGGAAGAAACAGUUACUAUGUUGAGAUCUGCCAUUAUUUUCAGCAUUAAACCUCUACAGUUUCAUAUUUUUGCAGAAGAUCUGUUACAUCCUAAUUUCAGAGAAAUGCUUGAUAGUUUGUCAUACCAAGAAAAAUUUAAUUACACUUUGUAUCCCAUCUCAUUUCCAACCGAGAAUGCUGCAGAAUGGAAGAAACUAUUCAAACCCUGUGCUUCUCAAAGGCUUUUUUUACCAUUAAUUCUCAGUGAUGUGGACUCUCUACUGUAUGUUGAUACAGACAUCUUGUUCUUAAGACCUGUUGAUGAUAUUUGGUCUUUCCUGAAAAAAUUUAAUUCUUCUCAAAUUGCUGCAAUGGCACCAGAACAUGAGGAGCCUCGUAUUGGAUGGUACAAUCGCUUUGCUAGGCAUCCAUAUUAUGGAAAUACUGGAAUAAAUUCUGGAGUAAUGUUAAUGAAUAUGACCCGCAUGAGGAGAAAAUAUUUCAAGAAUGAUAUGACAACAGUACGAUUACAGUGGGAAGAAAUUCUCAUGCCACUGCUGAAAAAAUAUAAGCUAAAUAUAACGUGGGGUGAUCAGGAUCUUCUGAACAUUAUGUUUUUUCAUAAUCCAGAAAGUCUUUUUGUUUUUCCUUGCCAAUGGAAUUACCGACCUGACCACUGUAUUUAUGGAAGCAAUUGCCAACAGGCUGAAAAUGAUGGAAUAUUCAUUCUUCAUGGAAACAGAGGUGUUUACCAUGAUGAUAAACAACCUGCUUUUCGAGCGGUGUAUGAGGCAAUAAAAAAUUAUUCGUUUGGUGAUGACCUAAUGCAUGCAUUGCUGCUACCCCUUGAACUGGAACUACAAAAGACACAGCAUACUUACUGUGGAAGAAUAUAUAAAGUGUUCAUAAAGCAGCUAACAAAAACCAUACAGAAUAUUUAUGAUAGAAGAUCUAAAGGAAGGUGAUCACUUUGGGCCCUCCAAAUUUUCAAACUGAACAAGACAGAUGUUGGGAGAAUAUGGGAAGCCUUAAGGAAAGAAGCAACAUAUUGCUGAAGUUGGAUUUUACAUGCAUGCUGAGAUGUAUCUCCCAGUGCAAAGAUGUUGUCCAUCUCAAAGAAUUCUUUUUCAGGAAAAGAAGCAUACUGUUGAUAAUGUUUUUGAAGUCCAUUUCUUACACAUUUUCAUUGCAAUGAUUUUUUUAUUCAGGUUUAUGUUCAUAAUUCCAUUGCUUUUAAACCUCAGAUGAGUAGGAUAAAAAUGAAGGUCUUUUAUACUUUAUAAAUAAUUGUUCUUUGUCAUACCUAAUCUUAAAUUCUGCUAAACUGUGAAUGUAGCAGUAAUGGAGUAGGCACUAACCUCACUUUAAAAGUGCGAGAACAAGUUGUUUACAAAGCUCAAAGGUGGUUGCUUUCAAAAGAAUGUGACAAUCUAUAUGUGCCUUUUAAAAAUAUCUUGUUUUUUAAAAUAUUUCGACAAUCAUGUUUUACACACACAAGCUAUAAGCGCUACAGGAUACAUUGGGCUUCCACUCUGAACAAAGAUACCUAAUGGAAAUAAACCUCAGCCAUCUGUAGUUAAACAACUAAGCUCUAAAGAGGUAUGUAGGCACAAAUAAAGAGCUUAAUAUGAGCCUGCUAGUGGGCCUUCUUUCAAUUCCCUUCACCUUUAAACAACACAUUAUCAUACUACAUGUUGCUUUUAGAUGUCUAUAUGUGCAGGACAUAUACGUUCUAGGCAGCAUGAACUGUAGUUCCAGAAGUACCAGCCCAAAGACUUAGCUUUGCAAACCUCGUUGUAUAGUCCUUGGGUCCUGGCCAGUGUGCUAUAAUGGCUGAGCCAUAAUGGAAAAAUGUUAUGUCUGGACUACUUUUUUAAAAAUAAGACUGAAUGUGAAAUCGAUGCUUAAUAUCAAGUUUAUUACAUUUAAAUAGUAUUUUUAUAUAGCUUCACUGGCCAUUAUUGAAGGAAAACCCAUAUUUUAAUGAAGUGUUUAUACAGGAAUGCUAGUAGUUAAAAUCUAAUGCAUACUUAUUAAUUUACCCAAAUUCAUUUAACCCUAGGAUAAUGUAAUAGGAUUUGAUUAUGUUCAACGUCUUUAUUUCCUUGUUUGCUUACCAAAUUGUUACUGCAUAUUUUGCUCAGAGCUUUAAAAUAUUUUGUUACAAACAUUUGGCCUCAGUGGAAACAUGGUGGCUAUUUCCUUAUGUGGUGCAUUAAUUAUGGUCCUGGAUUAGGGGGAAAAUUUCUAAGUAAUUAUUGAAAAAAUAUUUUAUCUCAUAAAAUGGCAGCUUUUAAUGUACUUUAUGUAUUAAGUAGAAAAGAGGUUAGUAAUACCUGAGCAUGGAGGUCUUUAGAACUCAAUUCAUCUUCCUUAGGAAAGGUAUCUUUUUGGUGUAACAGAUACUCACAGCAGGUAUUUACAGUUGCUGAAAGUUCAGGAUUCCAAAAAUAUGAUAUAUCUUUUGUUGCACAACAUAGAAAAUGUUUAGAAAAAAAACCAUAUCAGUAUGUAACAAGAUGUCCAAUCUCUGUUGGAACAAAAUGUUACAGCUUAGCUCACUUAACAGUAGGGAUUCUGUUCAGGGUUCUCUCCAGUCAUUUUCCCCCCAAACCUCCUUGUACUACUAUGUACCCAGUUUUUGUUCUCCAGUUGAUACACCUUUUCAUUCCAACUUUGAGAUUUUCCAAGUACAUUGAUAUUGUCUCUUAUUUUUCAGUGAUCCUUUUUUGAUGUCAGAUCUGUUGGCAUUCACCAUCUGAGUUCAUUAUUAGAGGCCCAAUGAUUAACUGAUAACCAUUAAUUGUCCCUCUCAUGUUUCAGUCUAAUUUCAUUUGAUGAAAGCCAGUGUGACUCAAAUUCAAUAAUUAUGCAGCCUUCCCAAAUGCUUAAAAGACAAGACUCAAAUGUCCCUUUACUAUUGUGAAUAAUAACUUUGUAAUUGGCAAGGUGUCUUCAAGAAGUCCUGUCUAUGAAUCUCUUAGCUGGCUGGAUAGCUGUGUAGUUUAGGUAUCUGGCUGUGGAACCAGAGGUUGAGAGUUCGAUUCUCCACUGUA